UGAGUUGUGAGUAUGUGACUCGUCUAUAAAUUCCACUGUUUUUAUCGUUGUACCAACACAAGCUAUCAAAAAAUUUACCAACAAAACAUCAACUAGAGAGAGAAAAAAGAUGGAAUCGGAUUAUUUAUGCCCGCCUGGGAAGCUAAGCUGGCCGGAAUUGGUUGGAAAGAAUGGAGAAGAAGCAGCUGAAAUAAUUAAGCAAGAGAAUCCUCUUGUCGAUCCCAUUGUUUGGGAUAAAGGAUAUCCACCAGGUGAUAUUUUGAAUUUGCAACAAGGGUUGUGUCAAAUUGUUGAUGGAUCUAGUUGGAAUUAUGCAAUCUUUUGGCAAAUUGCUAGCUCUAAAAAUGGUAAGGCAGUGUUGAUUUGGGGGGAUGGGCAUUGCCGUGAUCCGAAGGCGGUAUUAGCUAGAGAGAGUUUAGAUGGUGGGAAUGGGAAAUUUGGUAAAAAUGAGGCUAAAAAGAGGGUUCUUGAGAAGCUACAUGCUUGUUUUGGGGGAUCAGUGGAGGAUAAUUUUGCUGCAACAUUGGAUAAAGUAUCAGAUGUUGAGAUGUUGUAUCUUACAUCUAUGUAUUAUUGGUUUCGGUUGGACUCUUCUUUGGGUCCUGCAAAAUCCUUUACUAGUGGCAGGCCAAUUUGGGUUUCGGAUGUUAGGAGUUGUUUAGAUCAUUACCAAUCGCGUGCACACUUAGCGAAAUCAGCUAUGUUUCAGACGGUUGUGUUCGUGCCUGUGAAAACUGGAGUUUUAGAGUUGGGUUCUGUGAGAACUGUUAUGGAAGAGCAUAGUUUGGUGCAGAUGGUAAAGACUGUAUUUGGUGAAUCACAUUCUUUUCCGGCCAGAGCUUCCCCUAAAGUUUUCGGGCGUGAUCUUAGUCUUGGUAGUGGUUCUAGACCACGCUCAAUGAACAUAAGUUUUGCCCCAAAGAAGGAAGAUGAUGGCUCAUUUUCUGCAGAAUCUCAUGUUGCUGGGAGUGAUAUGGGUCCUAAGAAUAUAUUUGGGUCACCUUCUAAUGGAAAGCAUGGUGAACAUGGUGACAAGAAACUCUUUUCAGAGAUCAAUUUUGGGGGAUCGAAUCCAGAGACUGAUUUCCCUGCGUUAGAUGAGGCCAGUGAAGAGUUUUUGUUGCAUGCUGCUGAACUAAGAGCACGUAAGAGACCAGUUAGGAGACCAGCUAGUGGGAGAGAAGAAGCAAUGAGCCAUGUUUUAGCAGAAAGACAAAGACGAGAGAAGCUUAACCAACGGUUCUAUGCAUUGAGAGCUGUUGUCCCAAACAUCUCUAAGAUGGACAAGGCGUCACUCCUUCUUGAUGCCAUUUCAUACAUUAACGAUCUCCAAACAAAGAUCAGUGCGCUUGAGGCUGAAAAGGAGGCUGCUAAUCCCAAGCAGGAGGAACUUCCUAUCCCAGAGAUUGAUUUUCAGGCAAGGCAAGAUGAUGCACUUGUUCAUGUUAGUUUCCCUCUUGAUGAUCACCCUGUUUCUAAAGUCGUAAGAACUUUGAGGGAACAUCAACUUGUCGCACUAGAGGCCAAUGUUAGUACAGCAGAUGAUAAGAUGGUUCAUACAUUCAAAAUCCGAGCUCAAACUGAAGGGGCUGAGAAUCUUAAGGAGAAGCUAGAGACUGCUCUUUCCAAAUAAACUACAAUAGGAGAAAGUUUAAUUGUAUAAUUAUUCUUUGUUGUAUAAUCAUAAUUUAAAGUACCACAUGUUUCAGAUGACGUUUUGAUUUUCUUCCGUAAUCAUCUGUUUAUGGUUUACUAUCUCCUCCUCAGAGUUUUAGUAGAUUAUGUGUGCGAUGUUAAUUGAACCAAUCAACACCA
Molecule: messenger RNA, 1815 nt
Organism: Chenopodium quinoa (quinoa)
Lineage: Eukaryota; Viridiplantae; Streptophyta; Magnoliopsida; Caryophyllales; Amaranthaceae
Product: transcription factor bHLH3-like
Exons: 3
Coding region: 110-1633 (507 amino acids)
Biological process (GO): response to wounding; regulation of DNA-templated transcription
Cellular component (GO): nucleus
Molecular function (GO): transcription cis-regulatory region binding; serine-type endopeptidase inhibitor activity; protein dimerization activity
Source: RefSeq, a predicted model, not a curated record